AGAGUAAUGCAACAGAAGGCUUUUGAGGAAAGCAGAUACCCCUGGCAGGAGUCCUUUGAGAAUGUCGCUGUGUGCCUGCCAUUCCGCUGCCCGAGGUGUGGGGACCAUACCAGAUUUAGAAGCCUGUCCUCAUUGAGGGCCCAUCUGGAAUUCAGUCACAGCUACCAGGAAAGAACCCUCUUGACAAAAUGCAGCCUCUUUCCGUCCCUCAAAGACACAGACCUAGUCAGUUCCUCAGAACCCCUGAAACAGGGAAAAUUGCAGAGCUGUGGCAACAUAGUGAAGCAGAAACCGAGCUAUGUUAACUUGUGUAGCAUUUCGCAUGAACACUGCAAGGACAGGAAGCCAUUCGAGGUGGUGGCAGAGAGGCCUGUGUCCUAUGUGCAGACCUACACUACGGUAGACCUACGUGCAGACUCGCUGGAUGGCCCGAGGUCCAGUCCUGGCCUUCCCACCUCAGACACCAAAGCAGCUUUCGAGGCACAUGUCAGAGAAAAAUUCAAUCGGAUGGUCGAGGCCGUGGACAGGACCAUUGAGAAGAGAAUCGAUAAACUCACCAAAGAGCUGGCCCAGAAAACGGCUGAACUGUUGGAAGUUCGGGCAGCUUUUGUGCAGCUGACUCAGAAAAAGCAGGAGGUGCAGAGACGAGAGCGGGCCCUGAAUAGACAGGUGGAUGUGGCCGUGGAGAUGAUCGCAGGGCUGAGGCAACGCCUGACGGAAUCCGAAGAGGAGCUUCUCAGGAAAGAAGAAGAAGUGGUUACAUUCAACCAUUUCCUGGAAGCAGCCGCUGAGAAGGAGGUUCAAGGGAAAGCUCGGCUCCAGGACUUUAUUGAGAAUCUGCUGCACCGGGUAGAACUGGCGGAAAAGCAGUUGGAGUACUAUCACAGCCAGCAGGCCGCUGGCCUCCGCCGGGACACCAGUGAGCACGUGCUUACAGAUAUCUCCUCAAAUAGGAAAUCCAAAUGCCUAAGCCGAGGGCACCCACAUUCUGUGUGUAACCACCCUGAUCUCAAGACCCAUUUCCAUCCAAAGGGAAGGAGCUACCUGAAAAAAGCCAAGGAUGACAGAGCCAGCAUGCAGCCUGCUAAGUCCAUGCACGAACAGGCCGAGUCCCCAAGAGAACUCUGCAGACCAGCAAAAAAAGGGGAGCCUCUAGGAUUUACCCGGAAAGGCAACAUAAGGCCCAAAAUGGCCAAAAAAAAGCCAACAGCGAUUGUGAACAUCAUCUAAAAGGGCACCUGGAUUAAGCAGAAUUUAACAAACGGAAAUCUCG
Messenger RNA from Eubalaena glacialis (North Atlantic right whale), 1273 nucleotides. It is a transcript of the gene ZNF365, whose product is annotated as zinc finger protein 365. The coding region runs from base 7 to 1230 and encodes 407 amino acids. Gene Ontology annotation, cellular component: centriolar satellite. The record is from RefSeq and is a predicted model, not a curated record. Gene Ontology annotation, biological process: telomere maintenance; regulation of double-strand break repair via homologous recombination; regulation of DNA strand resection involved in replication fork processing. The transcript is spliced from 5 exons. Lineage: Eukaryota; Metazoa; Chordata; Mammalia; Artiodactyla; Balaenidae.